Molecule: messenger RNA, 3847 nt
Organism: Gadus morhua (Atlantic cod)
Lineage: Eukaryota; Metazoa; Chordata; Actinopteri; Gadiformes; Gadidae
Product: pannexin-1
Exons: 9
Coding region: 412-1737 (441 amino acids)
Biological process (GO): cell-cell signaling; positive regulation of interleukin-1 production; monoatomic cation transport
Cellular component (GO): plasma membrane
Molecular function (GO): wide pore channel activity
Source: RefSeq, a predicted model, not a curated record
AUUAGCAGCGUGCUGGCGAGACGUCGGCUCCUAAUUGGCUGAGAGGACGGAUGGAGGGGGCGUGGCUAAAUAAAACAGGCGGGGUUUGCGGUACAAGAAAGCACGACCACAUCUGUCUUUUUUAUUUUGAUGCGGACAUCAUUUCCAAGUUCAGUUAAAUAAAUCAAGUUUCAAUCACAACAGGUCAUACGUAAUAUAGUUCGUAGAAACUGAUUAUUUAACAGAUGUAUGGUCCUGACGGCAAAGGCUACUGUGCAGUUAUCGACCCGCCUCGACUUCUUGUGGAAACCUUUCAAUCCGAACAGGAUACAGAAGAGUCGAUAAAGAAGUUCUCACCAAGAUCGAUUUAUCUUUCUUAGCCGGCGGCCUCCUCAACACCCGCCAGUCGUCCAGCCAGCAGGUGGGUCAGAGAUGGCGAUCGCUCAUGUCGCCACCGAGUACGUGUUCAGUGACUUCCUGCUGAAGGACCCGACCCAGGCACGCUACCAGAACAUCCGCACAGAGCUGGCCGUGGACAAGAUGGUGACCUGCGUGGCGGUGGGCCUGCCUCUCCUCCUCAUCUCGCUCGCCUUUGCACAGGAAGUGUCCGUCGGAACUCAGAUCAGCUGCUUCGCUCCGUCUAACUUCUCGUGGAGACAGGCGGCCUACGUGGACUCGUAUUGCUGGGCCUCGGUGCACACACACGCACUGCCCCUGUGGCUGCACAAGUUCUUCCCCUACAUCCUGCUGCUGGUGGCCGUGCUGAUGUACACGCCGGCGCUGUUCUGGCGCUUCACGGCCGCGCCCCUGCUCCAGUCGGACCUCGGCUUCAUCAUGGAGGAGCUGGACCGCUGCUAUAACCGAGCCGUCACCCUGGCCAAGCGCAUGGCCACGCACGACCUGCCCUCAUCUGACGGUGACCCCACCGACGGCUGCUUCAUGUACCCCCUGGUGGAGAAGUACCUGGUGACCAAGCGCUGCUCCCGGGGGGUGCUGGUCCGAUACCUGGUGUGUCGCGGAGCCACGCUGCUCAUCCUGCUGUGUGCGUGCGUGUACCUGGGCUACUACCUGCGGCUGGCCUCCCUCACCGACGAGUUCGGCUGCUCGCUGCGCACCGGCCUCUUGGUGGACGACCCCACAGUCCCGGAGAAGGUGCAGUGCAAGCUGAUCGCCGUAGGGGUCUUCUCCCUGCUCUGUCUCGUCAACCUGGUGCUGUUCUCGGCGUUGGUUCCCGUGGUCAUCUACGCCGGUCUCCGCCCCCUCCUCUGCAUCGGAAACGCCAGCUUCCUGGACACGUACCAAUCGCUGCCCACCGUCAGCGUUCUGCCCCGGCCCGGCGGCCAAUGGGACGACCUGGCUCUGUACCUGCUCUUCCUGGAAGAGAACCUCAGUGAACUGAAGUCUUACAAGUACAUCAAGGUGUUGGAGCUGCUGAAGCGCAGGGGGGAGUGUUCCGGCGAGGACUUUGACAGUAUGGGGCUGCUGCAGACGCUGUGCCUGGUGAAGAUGGAUGCGGUUGACGGCAAGAAGGCCCCGAGAGGCGCUGAUAAACGGGCCGACCUCGGCGCCCCCAGCCCCAACGGCAGCCCCGGCCUGCCGGGCCCGACCAACACCCCCAGCCCCGGUGGCGUGCCCAGCAGGGAGGGGUCGAAGACGGGCUCGGUGGCCGACAGCACCGGCCAGGAGACAGAGAUGCAGGAAUUCACUCGAUUGCUCCGAACAGACAGCCAUGUGAUUGGCGGAAGCCAACUGCCGUAGGGUGGGCCAGUUGGCAAGGGCACCGUCUGAUUGGUUGCUGUUGUUGGCCGGGCAUCCGCUGCUUUGGAUGUGACUAUUGGAUGUGUUCUCGUGGAGCAGUGUCUCCUGCUCUCUGUCCUGUACCGUUUUACACACCACCCUGUGCCGACACGGGUCCAGCCUGUUUACAUGUUCUCAAUCUGGUUCCUUACAGAGGAGCCUUGCCUACAAGCUGCUGGAGUACAUGUGUUAUUUUGGAUUCACUGAAUGUGUCGCAACUGCUGGUACUUAUUAGAUAGCGAAGUGUGUGUGUGUGUGUGUGUGUGUGUGUGUGUGUGUGUGUGUGUGUGUGUGUGUGUGUGUGUGUGUGUGUGUGUGUGUGUGUGUGUGUGUGUGUGUGUGUGUGUGUGUGUGUGUGUGUGUGUGAUAGCUUACUUAAAGGGGCUUCUAAUUUAGAAAUUUCAAACCAUUUCAAAAUCAGCCGGACGGGUGAGAGUCCGCCCAGAAGUUGGUAUAUUUAAGUUAAAGUAUAAAUGGGGGCCCUUUUACUUUUACCAUGUGUGGCAACCAUUGUCAUAUUUUAGUGUCCAGAGGUCGGUUUGAACAUUAGCAAUAGUCAGUUUUUUUUUUGUGUCAUACCGACUCAACUUAUCAACUAUCAACCAUCGAAUUUAUUCCUGGUUAUUAUGGGGAAAAUAAUUAGCUACCUUGUACUAAACAUGUACAUUAACACUAAAUUGUGCAGAUACUUCAAUGACCAGUGGGAGCUCAAGACAAUCGUUUGAUACCUGGUACGACUACCCUGCAAAUGAUGCAACGUAAAGAUUUUUCAGGAUUGUAACCUAGUUUACCUUUUUUAUAUUACUUGAACAACCAGCUUUCCUGGUACCUUCCUAAAUCCUGUUAAAGCCAAACAUAAUAAACACACUUAAUCUUUGUUCAGUAUAAGCCAAAGUGAAGCUAGCUAGCCAAGAUCGAUGUGUGGGGUGGUCAUUACCCAUGAUGCACUGCUUCCUCACGUACCAAUACCUUGGCUGCAGCUACUCUCGAUCAAAAUUUGCCAAGCCUACUCCAAUACUAAACCAUAGUGCAUCAUGGGAAAUUAGCCCAAACGUAACUGACGCCUUUGCCCUCAGACAAGUUAUGAACAAAAGGCCUUCCAAACAUAUAAUAUUCAACGCUUAAUCUUUCAAAUAUGUUCAUAUUGACAGGUUGUUAAAUGUGCCAUUUGUUCAGGAAUCUCAGGGAGUUUUGCUUCUUAUGUGUUGUGCCUUUAAGAUGUUCUUGUGCCUGUAACUGUCUGCCUGUGAACUGUCUGCCUGUGAACUGACAUUUAGUUUUGUAAUUUGUAUGAGGCAUGUUAUAAACUGUUCUUUCAAUGUCAAUAUGGCAACAAUGACUGAUGUUUCGCUUUAGCAUGUUAUGCUAUUGUAGUUAGUCAAUCAAAAACAUUCAGCUUUUAAUGUACCUGAACCUUUAUAAAUUAGUUAAGGAUGAGUCUGGGAUUGCCAAUAUAUUUGUAUUAGUUUGUUACUGCCUUUUGUACAUUUGUAUGGCAAAUGUAACUAAUUUUUAUAGGUUUUAAAGACAUUUUAAAAAUUUCAAACUUUGAAUUAUCACAUGAAGUCCAACUAUUGAUGACUCAAGACUAUACAAUAAUAUUCAUUGGAUGAUAUUUUGUAUUUGUAAUGUCAUAAGUUCAAAUGUCAUAUUAGAGGGGGUUGUACAGUUACAGUUCAGUUACAGCUAUGAUUCCUAUUAAUCAAUUGGCUUGAAUUAAGAGUUGAUUCCCUUUCAAAACAUGUUGGGACUGCUCUCUUCCUCUCUUCAUAUAUAUAUAUAUAUAGAUAGAUGGAUAUAAUGGAUGCAGUCUGAAAUACAGCUCCAUAUAGUAUCAGACGGUGUUUAGAUUCUGUAUGGCUAUAUAGAGCUAACCACACCCAUCUUACAAUGUCCUUUUCAUGGAGGAGAAAGACAAUUCCAUUGCUGAGAAACCACUAUCACUGUCUAUCCCACCUCUAAUUUAAUUCCCCAUGCUUAAAAAAGCAAAACCUUUUUGAGGCAUGGAUGAACAGUUUACUAGUGAAUGUGCCCACUUUUCCUAAAAAAAAUAUAUAAAACUGGCACCCAU